Messenger RNA from Necator americanus (New World hookworm), 2253 nucleotides. RefSeq lists its product as uncharacterized. The transcript is spliced from 21 exons. Gene Ontology annotation, biological process: protein processing. NCBI's taxonomy places the organism in Eukaryota, Metazoa, Nematoda, Chromadorea, Rhabditida, Ancylostomatidae. Gene Ontology annotation, cellular component: plasma membrane. The record is from RefSeq and is a predicted model, not a curated record. Gene Ontology annotation, molecular function: metalloendopeptidase activity. Bases 1 to 2253 code for a protein of 750 amino acids.
AUGUUAACUUCACGACUUCUUCAGAUUGAUAGCGGCAAUCAUUCACACACUCUAAGCACAUUUGAGAUUGUGCGAUUCAUUCGUCUACGUAUGGGCUAUUCCAGAAGAUAUCUACCGUGGUUCGCUUUGUUAGUUCUUGUCUAUGAAGGAAUCAGCAGUGAUUUUUGCCGAAACAACGCUAUUGAAAUUGAAAGAUCCCAUAGAUUUACUUCACUUGCCAAUUUUCUAAAUGCUACAUUCAAUUACAGUAACGAUCCUUGCGAAGAUUUCUAUCAAUUUGCCUGCGGAAGAUGGAUGACCGAAAUAGAAGAACCCGCUUGGAAAAUGGCUGGUGGCGAAUUUACUGACAACAUGGACAAAAUGAUUGCAUUUUUGGAAGCUUUCUUCCUUUCCGAAGAAGUAUCUGGCUCAAAGUCAGUGAAUGCAAUGAAAGAGGUGUACAAGAGCUGCAUGUCAAGUGAUGAUGAUUGGAAGUCGGAUGGAGGAGCUAUCAAGGCAAAAUAUCCAAGGUCCAAGACCGGUGGAAUACUGUACAACGAGGUCAUUGAAGAAGCAGAUAUUGAUCGAACGCACUUGCUUGCGUAUUUCAACAAAAACAAGACUGUGGUCACGUCGAUUCUACCCGUCGUUGGAUUAAAUCAUAAAGCUAAUAUCUCGCAAGUUAUGAUUUCUUUCAGUACUGCGUACAAUUUUCCUUAUUCCGAGCCUAACGUAAUAAGUUAUGGGAAUAGUACCUCUGUGGAUCGAGGCUUUGAGGAGCUUCUGUUCAAAGUGGCACUGAAGGUCUGCAGGGAAUUCCGCGCUAAAUGCAAUGAAAGUUCGAUUCAUCAGAGUGUAAACGAAAUUCUGCCUUUCGUUACAAAGGUCAACGAACUUGAGCCCUAUUUUUCUCCCAAGGAUAAGGAACGAUGGCUUCACUUAAGCGAGCUAAAUGAAAAACUGUCGUCGGUUAAUUGGACUAAGUACUUCAUUAUGACGGCGCCUCCUGAUACGCACAGCUACUUUCUUGCAGAUCCUUUGGUUCAUGUUCCAAGCAUAGAAUACAUGGAACAGUUGAACGAAAUUCUGCAGAACACACCCAAAAGGAUACUAGCAAACUUUGUGAUUCUCCACUACAUCCUUUCAUGGGCAAAAUAUUUAGAUGACGAUUAUAGGACACCACUAAAGCAUUAUCUGGAAGACAUUGGAGUAAAAAACUACCCCACGAAAUCCACUUCUUGCAUCCUUGUAACGAUUAAAAUGUUUGAUGCUGCAUUCACGUCUGUAUAUGGGCGAAAAUUUAAUGGCAUUGCUACCGAGAAAAUGAUAGAAGGAUUUAUUCGUGAGAUACUUGCCGUCUUCAAGGAAGGAAUAAAAGAAAACAAAUGGAUGACGAGCGAGCAGAAGAAAUCUGCAAUUUUGAAAGCAGAACGAAUGAAAAUUUACGCCGCCUAUGAGGAUGUCCAUCUUAAUGACAGUGAACUAGAUAAUCGUCACAAAGAUCUCAUUGAACUGCAACAUCAAAGGUUUCUAGAGGUGCUGGACCAAUAUGACCACCUGCAGAGUAUAUCACUCUUCAGAAGAUUGCUGUACUUUAACGUUGCGGAAGCAUUCGUUCCGAGCCUUUUAGUUAGCAAACAGGAGUUUAAAGGUCCCAGCUAUUUCCCAUAUCUCAACACGAUGGUUAUACCUAUAACCUUCCUUCACGAGCCGUUAUUUCACAGCGCUUAUCCAAUUUCGUACAAUUACGGGUCAAUCGGUUCCAUAAUCGCACAUGAGCUCAUGCAUGGAUUUGACAAUCACGGAAUAAGACUUGAUGAAAAUGGAGAACAAAGGACACUUGACAGUAAUGAUUGGCUAGAAUUUACUAAGGGAUUAACAUGUUUGGAAGAACAAUACAACAACUCUACGAUCCUUGGUAGCAAGUUGAAAGUAAACGGUGUUAACACACUUGAUGAAAACAUAGCCGAUACAGAAGGAGUUAAGCAUUCAUUCAUGGCAUAUAGAAAGUAUCAGAAAGAAAAGGGACACCAAGGUCGACUUUUGACAAUGGAAGAUAUAACGGCAGACCAGUUGUUCUUUCUUGGAUGGGCUGUUAAUUUUUGCGAGAAAUACUACGAGGAGGACUUGACAUGGACUAUCCUGUUGGAUCCCCAUGCACCAUCAAUUCUGAGGGUCAACAAUGUUGUAUCCAAUACAGAAGGAUUUGCUGAUGCCUUCCGCUGUCCACCGAGUUCACCAAUGAAUCCCAAGAAUCGUUGUUCGAUCUUCUGA